Trypanosoma brucei brucei TREU927 is the source of this 813-nucleotide messenger RNA. RefSeq lists its product as hypothetical. NCBI's taxonomy places the organism in Eukaryota, Euglenozoa, Kinetoplastea, Trypanosomatida, Trypanosomatidae. The transcript has a single exon. The record is from RefSeq and is a predicted model, not a curated record. Bases 1 to 813 code for a protein of 270 amino acids.
AUGAACCCCGGAAAUGAUUUGGAUGUGUGUGUGCACAGCAACGGGUAUGCUAAAUCCACUGCUGAAUCACAUGACGCCGGAUCCCACGGGAGCGACUGUGUGUUUCAUGGAGAAGAUGACGCGCAUGGACUUGUAACUGGUGACGCCUCGCCCAUACUUUCCAGCGUCCGCACUGUGGAUCAUCAAGGCUGUUCGGGUUAUUCAUAUGAUGGUGAAUAUAUUAAUGGCCAGAGCGAAAGGAAUGAUGGAGGACGUAGUGGAAGCAGAGCAAACCCUCGAAUGCGGUCAUCUGUCACAAGUCUGCCAUCCGGCGGGAAGUCCAGCACACGGCCGAGCAAUCAAAACAUUGACAUUGUGACGCAGUUGCGCUUUGAGGCCAUAUUGUCCAACUUGCGGGCUUCCGGCACACGUCGCAGCCUCUCAGUGGGAUCAACGAGGCAAAGCUCUGCGGGAAGGAAACUUAUGCUCGACUAUUUGAUGGAGCGGGAGUUUAGACGCAGGGAUGUGAGGGAUCGUGCCAGCGUACAAGCAGCGCAAGGAGAAGAAGUUUUGGUCACUGAGGAAUUAAAGAAAGAAAAAGCUGCACUUAACCGAUAUGUAAAGUUGGAAAAUGAAAAGGUUAACAAAGUUGUGCAGCAUCGAACAGUGACGGAGAGCCGCUUGGCAAUGGCACGGCGUCGAAGAAUGCAAAUGGAGCGAGACCGGCAGUACAAGUUGGAUGGCCUUCGCGAGCAGUGGGAAAAGCGUCUGGAGCUUAGCGGCUCGAGGACAGUAUCAACAGCACGGGGAGUAAGACCAUCCUUCAAAAUUUAA